Panicum hallii is the source of this 1697-nucleotide messenger RNA. Its product is annotated as protein ALP1-like. The transcript is spliced from 3 exons. The coding region runs from base 132 to 1442 and encodes 436 amino acids. The record is from RefSeq and is a predicted model, not a curated record. NCBI's taxonomy places the organism in Eukaryota, Viridiplantae, Streptophyta, Magnoliopsida, Poales, Poaceae.
CCUGCUCCUGCUUCCCCCGCGCGCCGACCCCUGGUCCUGCUCCCCCCGCGCCGCUGCUGUCCGUCCAAAUAGCUGGAUUCGAUCUCUGCAUGGCCGACUGCUAGGGUUCGUCGCAUGUUCCCUCCACGGCCAUGGCAGUCUGGUUUGGUUCUAGCAUGUGUAGAACGUGGGUACUAGAGGAAGAGGAAGAGGAGGACGAAGAUGAUUUUCUUUUGCUUGUUGAUGAUGAUGACUUGGAGGUAGUGCAGUUGUUUGAGCUCGAGAAUGCUGAAUCCUCUCGUCGUAUUCGUCGUUCGAAUGGUCCACCAAAGCAAAUACGACAGAGGGAUCAUGCGGCCGGGGAUGCUAGGAUCCGUGCUGACUACUUUGGUCCCAAUCCUGUUUACUCGGCGCUCCAGUUCCGUCGACGGUUUCGAAUGCGCGUCCAUGUGUUUGAGCGCAUUGUUGAAGCGAUUGAAGGUGCAGACUCCUACUUCAAGCAAAAGGAGGACGCCGUUGGGCAUCUUGGGCUCACUAGUUUGCAAAAGUCAGUUGCUGCUAUUCGCAUUCUUGCUUAUGGUCUACCUGCUGAUGCUAUAGAUGAGUAUGUCCGUAUUGCCGAGUCAACUGCUCGUAAGGCUCUCCACCAUUUUUGUCGGGCUAUCAUUUCUGUAUUCGGGGAGUACUACCUACGUGCUCCGAAUGCAGCAGAUGUAGAAAGGCUUCUCAGAAUCGGAGAACAACGUGGAUUUCCAGGAUUGUUGGGAAGCAUUGAUUGUAUGCACUGGGAGUGGCGCAAUUGCCCCGUGAGAUAUAAAGGCAUGUUCACAGGGCGUGGGAAGCAUCCAUCCAUGAUACUUGAGGCGGUAGCUUCGCAUGACCUUUGGAUAUGGCAUGCCUAUUUCGGCAUGCCGGGCAGCUGCAAUGAUAUUAAUGUCCUUCAAAAGUCACCCGUCUUCUCCCCAUUUUUGAAAGGCGAAGCAGCUCCGGUAUCAUUCACCGUUAAUGGUCACACAUAUGACAUGGGUUAUUAUCUAGCUGAUGGAAUUUACCCCAAUUGGUCAGCUUUUGUGAAGACCAUUUCCAAUCCUAUGGAUACGAAGGCAGCACGCUUUGCUAAGGAGCAGGAAAGUGCUCGUAAAGAUAUUGAGCGCGCUUUCGGUGUCCUUCAAUCUAGGUGGGCUAUUGUUCGAGGCCCUGCAUAUGGUUUCCAUCGUGAUGAGAUUAGGAACAUUUUGACAGCAUGCAUAAUUAUGCAUAAUAUGAUUAUCGAGGAUGAAGGGAAACUUGCAGAGAACACGGACUAUGAGAAUAUUGGAGUUACUGCUGCUCCAUACCGGACCAUAACCCAAGAGAGAUCAGAUUAUAUCAAGAAACAUCAUAAGUUGAAGAAUCCUGCCAUCCAUAGUCAGUUACAGAUGGAUCUCAUCGAACACCAUUGGAUGAGGCAUGGUUCAUCCUAAUCUGAGUACGAAGAUAUCAAUGGCUGCUCUGCCUGCAUAUGCUUCUUUUAGAGUCAUAUUAUGUAUGGAGUCAUAAGUACCGUAAUCUUGUUAUGUUGGAUGUUUAUGGCAGUAUUCAUUAAGGAAACUAGUCACUUUUGCACUGCUAUUUGGGUUCAGUAUCUACAUAAUAUAUGUAGGUUGACAAUAUCCUGCAUUUCAUUAUCUGUUAAUUAGUUUGUUCUUAAUUGAUAUAUGUUAUUAGCAUGGUGCGCA